Molecule: messenger RNA, 213 nt
Organism: Theileria parva strain Muguga
Lineage: Eukaryota; Apicomplexa; Aconoidasida; Piroplasmida; Theileriidae
Exons: 2
Coding region: 1-213 (70 amino acids)
Source: RefSeq, a predicted model, not a curated record
AUGUUGUGGAGUAUGGAGAGAGUGGGAUGUAGGUAUUGGAAUGGCCAGUUUAGCGGUUUUCUCGGCAUUGACAUUGAGUACGUCAAACCCAACGAAUUCGACAAACUCUCCAAUCUCAUCGCCACCUGGGAAGUGUUAAGACUGAUAUCGAGAUCGGAUGAAGAUACUAAAGAAGUUUUCAGAUUCCUCUCUGGUAUAAUUUUGCUAGAUUAA